Monoraphidium neglectum is the source of this 822-nucleotide messenger RNA. RefSeq lists its product as hypothetical. The record is from RefSeq and is a predicted model, not a curated record. Bases 1 to 822 code for a protein of 273 amino acids. NCBI's taxonomy places the organism in Eukaryota, Viridiplantae, Chlorophyta, Chlorophyceae, Sphaeropleales, Selenastraceae. The transcript has 4 exons.
AUGGUCGUGGAGGCCUGCGCGCCCGUCAAGGCUCUGACCAAGUCAUGCACCUCCAAGGCCGGCCCGACCGCCCUCAUGGACCAGCUGUGCAGCGAGCUGCUGGCACCCGCCAACGCAACGAUUGACAGCAAGGACCCCACCAAGCUGCGCUAUGGCUGCGGCGUGGCUACCGCUGCACAGGUCAACAGAGUGUCGAGUGACCUGGCAGCCCUCGAGCCCAAGGUCGCCGCCGCUGCCGCCCAGGCCAGCUCCCUGCAGGCCACCCUCGGCCAAGGAAGCAACCAGACAGCGGCGCUGCGCACCGAGAUGGAUGCUCUCAGGGCGACGAUCGCGACGCUCACUGCCAACGUGCAAAAGCUGCAAGCAAGCCCGGCCAACACCACCGACCUCAGUGCUGUCACUCAGAAGCUCGCCGCCCUCGCAGCGGCCGACACGCGCACCGCCCAGCAGCUGGCCCAGCUGGAGGCGGCGAACCAGACCGUGGCUCAGGACAUCGCGGCGCUCAAGUCUGCGCCGCAGCAGUGCUUCUGCGGCACGGAGCUCUUGGCCGUCAACACGACCCUGGCCACCAUAAAGGCGGCCCAGGCGGCAGAUGCGGCGGCAGUCUCCCUGGCCAACGCCACCGUGGAGUCCCUGAAGUCCAGCGUCACCACCGGCGCGGCCGCGAUCGCAUCGGUCAACACCAGCCUUGCCGCCCUGGCAGCCACCGUGGCCAACGUGUCAGCCAUCGACCUGAGCGUCUACGCGAAAACCACAGACCUGGCCAACAUCAACGCAGCCAGCCUGGGAGGUGCGCGCAUUCCUAUCGACGUCUGCAUCUGA